Molecule: messenger RNA, 400 nt
Organism: Carlito syrichta (Philippine tarsier)
Lineage: Eukaryota; Metazoa; Chordata; Mammalia; Primates; Tarsiidae
Gene: PYDC2
Product: pyrin domain containing 2
Exons: 3
Biological process (GO): regulation of inflammatory response
Cellular component (GO): cytoplasm
Source: RefSeq, a predicted model, not a curated record
AUGGCGUCUUCUGCUCCCCUGGACUUUGACUUGCUGAACCUCUUGGAGCAGCUCAACCAGGAUGAGCUGAGCACGUUCAAGGCCCUGGUGAGGACGCUGGCCCUGCAGAAUGAGCUCCAGCAGGUCUCCCCGGUGGAGCUGGACCAGGCUGGUGGGAAGCAGCUGGCAGAAAUUCUCACCACGCGCUGCCCCCGCGACUGGGUGGAGGUGGUGGCCAUCCAGGUUUUUGUCAAGAUGAAUCGAGCAGAGCUGUCUGAGAGAGUGAAGGAUCAGCUCAGAGAAAGAGCUUUGAAAUCACUUCAAGCCAACAAGCCUCCAUCAUCCGGGAUGACUUGGACAGAAAAACCACCAAGGGAAGACCUGGAAGAAAUUCUGCAGCGUUUAGAAGAGAGAGAACCCG